Molecule: messenger RNA, 1808 nt
Organism: Ostrinia furnacalis (Asian corn borer)
Lineage: Eukaryota; Metazoa; Arthropoda; Insecta; Lepidoptera; Crambidae
Product: homeobox protein Hox-B3a-like
Exons: 2
Coding region: 86-1426 (446 amino acids)
Biological process (GO): regulation of transcription by RNA polymerase II
Cellular component (GO): nucleus
Molecular function (GO): RNA polymerase II cis-regulatory region sequence-specific DNA binding; DNA-binding transcription factor activity, RNA polymerase II-specific
Source: RefSeq, a predicted model, not a curated record
AUGUCCAUUUCAAAUCAUACUCGAUUCAGACCUUGUAACGAAAGUUGCUCCGACUGUCUCCAGUAUUUAUCAACCUUAUUCAACGAUGUCUGCGCCACCCACUCCUAUUAUCAACUUGGACUUUCCCAACAAGAAUAUCUUUGAGAUUAAUCAAAAGCAGUGGAACAAAUAUUCCACAGAACCUGCCAAGAAUGGAACGCUUCAAGAAUGGAUUACGGAGCCGCUGCACCUGUUGACUUCGGAGUCAUCGUCUUCAGCUAUGUCCAAUGGUCAGGAUGCUUCGCUUUCGUCGCUCGCAACGGGCGAUGAGAAUAAUACGAUCCUGACCAUACCGGAGGCGAUCAGAAGCGACCAGAUGCUGUCAACGGUCAACGGGCAACAUUACCUGGAGGUACCGUUGCCCUCCACGUCCAAUGGGCUGAAUCAACAGGCGCCCAUGCCGGUGACGUCGAAUGGGUGCCAGCAAAUGUAUUCUGUGCCGGCGACCACCAGCAAUGGACACUGCCACCAAAUCCCAAUGCCUGGGACGAGUAACGGAUCCAGCUAUGGUGUGAGCUCCUACGGAGUUCACUAUACUGGAUCCAAUGGCAACGUAGGAUACUCGCCAAACAUGACGCCAAACAUGAGCGGUGUCCAUACGGUGAGGCCUGCUAAUUAUAUUAUACAUCCAUUCCGGCCCAACGGUGGGUGUAAUGUGCCGAAUGGAGGUAAUGGCUAUUUUGUACGGCCAGGCUGGCCUGUAAAUGCCAUUAGCAAAGUCGUGAAUGGCGUUGUUAAGAAGCAGAAGAGAAACAGGACAGCUUUUACAAGCCACCAAAUGGCGGAGCUGGAGCAAGAGUACGCGAGGGCCCGGUACUUAGACCGUACCAGAAGAAUUGAGCUGGCUUCCACACUCAACUUAAAUCAGCGGACGGUCAAAAUCUGGUUCCAAAACAGGCGAAUGAAGGAGAAGAAAGACCGUCUUGAAGUGGAAGCUGCAAAUAUGGGUGACCUGCCCAUAUUUGUACAAGACGGUCAGCAGUAUGUUCAGGUGGGCAUUGAAAACGGCCAUUUUAAUCCGGCAUUGUGUGCAGAGAUGCCGAUGCCAUCGGUCUCGAUGCCAUCGAUGACGAUGCCAUCGGUGUCGAUGCCAUCGGUGACGAUGCCAUCGGUGCCGAUGCCAUCGGUGUCGAUGCCAUCAAUGCCGAUGCCGCCAAUGCCUAUGCCUCACAUGCUGCCUCAUGCGCCUACGCUUCCAGGCCUUGAGAUGCCAUACGUACCAGAGAACGCCAUCCAGGUCAAUGGCGUUCAAGCCCAACAACCACCGGUUCCAACUCCAGCGGGUGCGGGCACAGAAAACCCUGCUGGAGCUAAUAAUGUCGAAGAAAGUUGGGACCUGGCAUGGAUCCGCAGCAUCAACAUCGGUGAUGAUUUGGAACUGCAGUGAAAGUAGUUCUUGAUCUGCUGCGGAUCAACAUAAAUGGGCGUAAUUAUGGUUCAUCUCAAGGCAGCUCCAGGUGGUUUAUUACGCCAUUCACGACUGUUGGACUAUCAGUCAGAGAGUGAAGAAGACGCUUAAGUGACAAUAAGGGCACGGGAAGGACAAGGGACAAUAACACACCUAGCCACGGGUGAAGAAGACAGAUUGCAAGUCAUUAAAACCACCUGGAGACAUCACGCCAUUCACGACUAUAAUAAGUAACACGGACCAGAGGGUGGAGAAAACACUGUUCACGUUCAAGAGCCAUGUAACCAAAUAGCAUGAGGACACUGUUGACAGAUUUUAAAUCCUGUAAAGUCAUCUGAAAAUGUGUCAAAUUAUGUAACGC